AUUUGACAGUAAAAAUCGUAAAAAUACGACAGCAAAAUCUAACCCCAAAUUUUACAUAAAAUUGAACGACUAGUUUAUGUAAUAGUUAUAAUCAUAAAAUGGCAGGAGUUACUACCAAAGUUACCACUGGAUUAACAGGACUUGCUGUCGCGAAAAACCCUCAUCAUACUUUAGGUGUGUUAUACAGUAAAAUUUUACGAACUUUACAAAAAAUGCCUGAGAGUGCUGCCUACAGAAAAUAUACCGAGGAAAUCAUAAACGAAAGAACUCAAAUUUUAAAAGCAAAUGAAAACGUCGAUGUUAUAGAGAAACAAAUAGGAUGUGGGCAAAUUGAAGAAAUUAUUGUCCAAGCUGAGAAUGAAUUAAUAUUAGCCCGCAAAAUGUUAAAUUGGAAACCCUGGGAACCUCUAGUUAAACAAGCACCUCCCACUCAGUGGACUUGGCCACCAGCUCAACCUCUUGGAAAAUAAAUAUCUUCUUUAUUAUAAUUAUAGUAUUAAAUGUAGAAAUACAAAUUAUGAAUAAAAUUUUAAUUAGAA
This is a messenger RNA of Anoplophora glabripennis (Asian longhorned beetle), 539 nucleotides long. RefSeq names its product NADH dehydrogenase [ubiquinone] 1 alpha subcomplex subunit 5 (gene ND-13B). Lineage: Eukaryota; Metazoa; Arthropoda; Insecta; Coleoptera; Cerambycidae. The transcript has a single exon. The record is from RefSeq and is a predicted model, not a curated record. Gene Ontology annotation, biological process: respiratory electron transport chain. The coding region runs from base 99 to 470 and encodes 123 amino acids.